This is a messenger RNA of Eruca vesicaria subsp. sativa (arugula), 324 nucleotides long. The record is from the annotation of a GenBank genome assembly. NCBI's taxonomy places the organism in Eukaryota, Viridiplantae, Streptophyta, Magnoliopsida, Brassicales, Brassicaceae.
AUGUGUGAGUUCAUGGUCUCUUGUGAGAGCAAGAAGACAGGAUUCGCAAGUGGAGUCAAACCACAUUCUCCAAUCAUUUUUACCGACACAGUUGAAGCUUGCAAUGCGUUUGCAGAGAUUUUCACCGGGUCGUUUAUAGCCGUUGGGCUCUUGAUCUCUGGAUUCGCUUAUAACCAAGCAUGGCGAGCCUAUGAUAGCGACAAGCUCAAAGAAAAGCUUGAUCUUUUGAAGUUAGAUAUCUUGGCUGGCAACAAGGCAAUGGAUGGGUUAAAUGGGUUGGUGAAGAAGUGGGUAGAGAAGGAGAUGACUAAAACGUUCACUUAA